AUGCCUAGCAUAUCUAACAUCCUGUCGCUGCCCUUUCGCAAAUCCACCCACCUGUCGCUCUCCUCGACGAUACGACAGUACAUCAACACCAAAUAUGACCAGCACCCAGACAUGUUCCGUCAGGACCUCGAGGUCAUUGACGCCCUGCGACGGGAUGCGGUUAACGUGAGGGAGCCGCACCCUAGUGGCGUCAAGAAGCUCCAGGCCUACGCGGGGCAGCUGGUGUGGAUCGGCGGCAAAUUCCCAAUUGACAUUGGCGCCGAAUUCACGUGGUACCCGGCCCUGGGCUACAACACCGAGCGACCGAUGGUGCGGAACAACCUCAAGUACGAACUCAUGAAUAUCCUCUACAACCUCGCCUCCUUAUACUCGCAGCUUGCUGUUGCGCAGUCGAGAGGUGGCGAAGGGCUCAAAACCGCCGCCGGAUACUUCGCCUCGGCGGCCGGGGUGCUGGACCACAUGCGGAAGGAGGUAUUGCCCGAGCUGCGCAUGUCCGACCCUCCCGAGGACAUGGAUGCCAAUACCCUUGAGUCGCUCUCGUACCUGCUCCUGGCGCAGUCCCAAGAGUGCUUUUGGCAGAAGGCCGCCAUGGACGAGUACAAAGAUGCCAUCAUCGCCCGACUGGCCGCCCGCGUGUCGGAUCUCUACAACUUGGCGGGGGAGGCCGCGAUGAAGAGCGAAGCUAUCAGCUCGGCUUGGAUCCACCACAUGAGCGCGAAGCACCAUCACUUCGCUGGUGCCGCGCAGUACCGUGCCGCGCGCGACUGCCUUGAGAAGAGGAGAUACGGUGAAGAAGUCGCCCGUCUGCAGGACGCUGUGGCCUGCGUCAGCGAGGGUAUAAAGGAGAGCAGGGGCGGCUACCUUAACAAGGCAGUGCUCGAGGACCUGAACGGCUUGAAGCGCAAGGUCGAAGAGGACUUGAAGCGGGCCGAAAAGGACAACGACGUGAUUUACCUUCAGCAUGUCCCGCCAAAGUCGGAGCUCAAGACUCUCGACAGAGCCAACAUGGCUGUUGCCAGAGUGCCUCUACAGGUGGCAAACCCUUUCGAUUACGUCGGAGAGCAGGCCGAGUUCGGCCCUGCACUCUUCACUAAACUCGUUCCUUUCUCUGUCCACGCCGCCAUCACCAUAUACGAGCAACUUCGCGAUCGGAUAGUUAACGAGAACAUUAUUGGACAGAUGGAGACGCAAACUGAGAAGCUUCAUGCCAUGCUGAGCUCCAUCAAUCUACCAGGCUCGCUGCAGGCUCUAGAGAAGCCGCUGGGCUUGCCCCACAGCUUGGUGCAUCAUGCGGAGGAGAUACGACAAGCGGACGCCAUCGGCCGAAUCCAACGAGCGUUCUCAGAUAUCGACAAAUUGCGAACUGCCGAUCUUGCGGUCUUCAAUGAAGGCAAGGCGAUCCUUGCUGCGGAAGAAGAAGAGGACAACCGAAUGAGACGCAAGUACGGCACUGAUCGGUGGUCAAGGCCCGAUAGUCGAAGUGACCCUCAGGGAAGCCGGUUCUGGGCCCAGGUGGCAGAGAUUGAGGGCUACUUUGCGAGCAGUACGAGCAGCGAUGCUGUCGUGAGGGACAAAUACAGGGAGGUGCAAGACAUGCUCGAGAUGCUCUCUGGUUCGGAUCGGGCGAUCAUGGACUAUGUGCCUUCCUCCAGGCGGAUGGACAUUCCAGAGCCCCUGAAGCCGGUGAUAGGAAGGCUUCGCGGAGCUUACAACGAUGUCCUCCGUCUCGAGUCCAAGAGGAGAAAGAAGGCGGACGCGCUGCGAGAAAAGGCCAGGACGGACGACAUCAAGCCGGAUAUCCUCAAGGAAGCAGCACGUCUCGAGAGGACGUACCCGACGACGGCUAUCGUCCCGGCGCACUUUGAGGACUUCUUUGAGAAGCGUCUCGACAAGCUGUACGACGCUGAGAUUGAGGCCGUCGCCAAGGAAGAGGAUGAACAAGAGCGACUGAUGUCGGAAGUGCAGAGAGUCAACCGGGAGUUUGAGAGUCAGAAGAAGAACUUGUCGAGUGGCAGCCGCGAGCGCGAGCAGGCGCUGCAGAGGCUCGACAACGCCUACUACAAGUACAAGGAGAUCGUCAACAAUGUCGAUGUCGGACGGAAGUUCUACAACGACUUGAGCAAGGUGGUGGGCCCGAAUUUCCGGGAUCCAGUCAAGGCAUGGGCUGCAGAGCGGCGGAUAGACGCCAAGAGCCUCGAAGAGGAGAUCAGCAUGCCGCCACUCGGUUCCCUCAGCAUCGGCAGAUCACCGGUCCACUCUCCGACCGGCUCAAACUACGACCCGCGGUCUCAGUCCUACUUCAACGCGAGCGUAGUCCCCGGCACCGCACCGCAGCAACAGCAGCAGCAGCAGCAGCAAGGCUCUGCUAGACACUCACCCGCAGAGGCUCAUAUCCAAUCAUGGGCCGGCUCGACUGUUGAGCCGCAGCACCCGAGACCUGGCGCCUCCAUGGCGGGCAUGUGGCAGCCCGACAUGGGCAUCAAGUUCGGGGGUCAACCCGGCGGCGCAUCGGUUCCGGCACCGGCAUCAGCCAACGGACAGCCGCCGGCUCAGAACAUGGCGAACCAGCCAUCGCAACAGCAGCCGCAGGGGGGCACUUGGAACCCCGGCUCCGGGAUCAAGUUCGGAUAG
Messenger RNA from Colletotrichum graminicola M1.001, 2631 nucleotides. Its product is annotated as BRO1-like domain-containing protein. Gene Ontology annotation, molecular function: protein binding. The record is from RefSeq and is a predicted model, not a curated record. The transcript has 4 exons. The coding region runs from base 1 to 2631 and encodes 876 amino acids. Gene Ontology annotation, cellular component: endosome. NCBI's taxonomy places the organism in Eukaryota, Fungi, Ascomycota, Sordariomycetes, Glomerellales, Glomerellaceae.